Molecule: messenger RNA, 894 nt
Organism: Symbiodinium natans
Lineage: Eukaryota; Dinophyceae; Suessiales; Symbiodiniaceae
Source: the annotation of a GenBank genome assembly
AUGGCACCCCGGCUCCUGCCACCAACGCCACGGCGACUCGGCCUUGCAGCCAAAGAGUGGGAGGCUCUAAGCCAAGAGGAGAGGUUGAGUGUUACGCAGACUCUGCGGCAACGAGGGUCCGAGGAUGCACUCGAGAAGGUCCAAGCCCUUCUGGGAAGGCAGAGGGCCGGGAGCAAAAAGGCAGGCAGCAAGGAAUCCAAGAGGAAUCCUAGCAGGUCUGUCAACGGAGCAAAGGAGCCGACGAAGCGAAGGAAAGCUGUUCUGAGGCCAAGGGAGUCCGUCGAGGCAGCAGAGAAGGAGAGGGCUGGGAAGAGCAAGGCCCGCAGGGAGACGAACCGCACUCACAUCGACAUCGAGGAUGACGAGGAUGAGGAAGAGGAGAAGGACGGCAGGUGCUCAGAAGACGAUGAGGAGGUCUCGGAAGUCGAAGAGGUGGUCUCCCUCAGAGUUCUAUUUCUUGUUCGCUCUUUGCUUCCUGGGAGCUGGCAGUGCUUCUGUGAGAAAGCGGGGGAGAAGUGUGGGGGCACUCUUUUGUGGACUUUGCAGAAAGGACAGCGAGGAGGUGCCAGAAGAAGGUGCCGGGAGAAGCUGGGGCACGGAGAAUCAGCGACGGGAAGCAUAGGCUGUAGCCGUAGUCUCCGGAGCGAACGGGCAGGCGCGAAGAGCGUGGUGUCGGUGAAUGGCGACGUGGAAGUUGAGUCGGAUGACGACGAGGCCAGGCGGACAACGCGGACUGCGGGGCGGUUCGCACUUCUUUUUCAUGAGUUGAAUCUUGGGACAGUGUGCUUGAUCCAUGAGGAGGAAGAGGAGGAGGAUGACGAAGAAGAGGAGCGAAGCGAACUCCAGCAAAAGCAUAUGUCAAGUCAAGUCAUGGCUCCUAGAAACAAGCUAUAG